This is a messenger RNA of Aspergillus heteromorphus CBS 117.55, 784 nucleotides long. Its product is annotated as oligoribonuclease. Bases 108 to 671 code for a protein of 187 amino acids. Gene Ontology annotation, molecular function: nucleic acid binding; 3'-5'-RNA exonuclease activity. The transcript has 2 exons. The record is from RefSeq and is a predicted model, not a curated record. Gene Ontology annotation, cellular component: mitochondrion. NCBI's taxonomy places the organism in Eukaryota, Fungi, Ascomycota, Eurotiomycetes, Eurotiales, Aspergillaceae.
UUCCCCUCAGCACCGUCGCUUCUCCCCGCAAUCCCUGCAUCUCACACGAGGCCAAAUCUACGGCACACCUCUACACAGUACACGGAAUUGACCAUCCGCUCCGCACAAUGCCUUUGCCACGCUCCUCGGAUCCCCUCGUGUGGAUCGACUGCGAGAUGACCGGUCUGGAUUCGGAAACCGACCAGAUCCUGCAGAUCUGCUGCUUCGUCACCGACGCCGACCUCAACCUCCUCGACCCGCAGGGAUUCGACACCGUCAUCCACCACCCGUCCUCCGUCCUCGAUAACAUGAACGAAUGGUGCAUCGACACCCACGGUCGCACCGGCCUGACGGCGGCCGUGCAGGCCUCGACCACUACGGCGGAGGAAGCGGCCAGCGCUCUCCUGGCAUACAUCCAGCAGUACGUGCCGCAGCCGCGGACGGGACUGCUGGCGGGGAACAGUGUACAUGCGGACAAGGCAUUCCUGGCCAAGGGGCCCUACAAAGCGGUGCUGGAGUGGCUUCAUUAUCGGAUCGUGGAUGUGAGUGCGCUCAAGGAAAUGGUACGACGAUGGGGGUCGAACGAGCUGCUACAGGCGGUUCCGGGCAAGAAGGAGGUACAUCUGGCGCGGGAUGACAUCUUGGAAAGCAUCGAGGAGAUGCGAUUCUAUCGGGGGCGGCUGUUCGGAUAGCUGAGUGGCUGGUGGAGUCUGUGCGUGGGAGCUGCCAGUGCUGUGUUGUACAUGCCAGGAUGGUGAGUAAGUAGAUACUACUAGAUAGCAUGUAGCAAGUCGAUAGCUGGGAG